Messenger RNA from Sciurus carolinensis (gray squirrel), 4094 nucleotides. RefSeq names its product endo-beta-N-acetylglucosaminidase (gene Engase). Gene Ontology annotation, molecular function: mannosyl-glycoprotein endo-beta-N-acetylglucosaminidase activity. Gene Ontology annotation, biological process: protein deglycosylation. Lineage: Eukaryota; Metazoa; Chordata; Mammalia; Rodentia; Sciuridae. The transcript is spliced from 14 exons. The record is from RefSeq and is a predicted model, not a curated record. Gene Ontology annotation, cellular component: cytoplasm. The coding region runs from base 99 to 2315 and encodes 738 amino acids.
GCGGCGUACUUCCCAUUGGCUGAGGGCGGGGACGGGGGCGGGCCCGGGCCUGCGAUUGGCUAUUGGAGCCGGUGUCGCGGCGGCCCGAGCGGCCGACCAUGGAGGCCUCGACAGUGCUGACCCGGGCCGCGGCGCGGCGGCUGCGGCAGGGGCCUUCAGCCGCGGAGGCGAAGGCUCAGAAGGAGCCGGAUCGGCCGCCCAGGCGGCGGCGGCGGCCGGGGUCAAGAAUCAAAGAGGAUCGAGAAGCAGCAGGAGUCUUUCGGGAAGUGGUCAGUUUCACCCCGGAUCCUUUGCCAGUUAGAUAUUAUGACAAGGACACCACAGAACCUGUCAGCUUUUACUUUUCUUCACUGGAGGAACUCCUGGCCUGGAUGCCCCACAUGGAAGAUGGCUUCAAUGUGGCCCUGGAGCCCUUAGGAUGUCGUCAGCCUCCACUGAGCAGCCGUAGGCCCCGGACCCUACUGUGCCAUGACAUGAUGGGCGGGUACCUGGAAGACAGGUUUAUUCAGGGCUCAGCGGUGCAGAAUCCCUACUCCUUCUACCACUGGCAGUACAUUGACAUCUUUGUGUACUUCAGCCACCACAUGGUCACCAUCCCCCCUGUGGGCUGGACCAAUGCUGCCCACAGGCACGGAGUCUGUGUGCUGGGGACUUUCAUCACAGAGUGGGACGAUGGGGCCCGGCUCUGCGAAGCCUUCCUGUCGGGGGAGGAGCGCUCCUACCAGGCAGUCGCUGAUCAGCUGGUGCAGAUUGCUCAGUUUUUUCAUUUCGAUGGCUGGCUGAUCAACAUAGAAAACUCUCUGAGUCUGGCUGCUGUGAGGAACAUGCCUCCUUUCCUUCGGUACCUGACCACUCAGCUCCAUCGGCAGGUCCCAGGGGGCCUGGUGCUCUGGUAUGACAGUGUGAUGCAAAAUGGGAAGCUCAGAUGGCAGGAUGAGCUCAAUGAGCACAACAGGGUCUUCUUUGAUUCUUGUGACGGCUUCUUCACCAACUACAACUGGCGGGAAGAACACCUGGAGCGGAUGCUGGGCCAGGCAGGGGAGCGACUGGCUGAUGUGUACGUGGGAGUGGACGUGUUUGCUCGGGGAAACGUGGUCGGAGGCAGAUUUGACACAGACAAGUCACUGGAGCUGAUCCGAAAGCAUGGCUUCUCAGCGGCUCUGUUUGCCCCUGGCUGGGUGUACGAGUGUCUGGAGAAGAGUGAUUUCUUCCAGAACCAGGACAAGUUCUGGAGUCUGCUGCAGCGCUUCCUGCCCACACAUAGCAUCUGCUCCCUGCCCUUUGUCACAUCUUUCUGCCUGGGCAUGGGGACACGAAGAGUCUGCUAUGGCCAGGAGCAGGCCGUGGGGCCCUGGUACCACCCGAGUGCCCAGGAGACACAGCCCCUGUUUGGUGAGCACACGCUGCCCGGGGCUGGCAGAGGCUGGCUGAAGAUGCACUGCUGCCUGGCAGAUGCCUGGCAUGGGGGCAGCUCCCUGCUCCUGCGGGGCGUGAUUCCGCCUGAGGUUGGCAAUGUGGCUGUGAGGUUGUUUUCCCUGCAGAUCCCAGUGCCUCCCAGAAUAUUUCUGUCCUUGGUGUAUAAGCUUGAAGGGUCCUCGGACGUCAGUGUUGCUUUGGAGCUCACUACGGGGGAUGCUGGCACCUGUCACGUUGGCAGCAUCUCAGUGUUGAGUGCAGAAGCAGGUUCCAGGCAGAGCCUCCGGCCCCUCCAGGUGCCCCCGGCCAAGCUGGCCAGAUGGGCAGGCCGCUGUGGCCAGCCGCUCAGCGGGGGCUGGAUCCAGCGCUGCUACGAGGUGAGCCUGCGCAGGUGCCUCCUGCGGGACCUCUUCGUGAGCUUCUCACGACCUCCAGGGAGCCGGGAGGAGGAGAGCUUCACAUGCCGCCUUGGCGAGAUCCAGGUGGUGGACGCUGACAGCCUGCUGGCCCCUCUGCCCCAGGUGCAGGACGUGGCUGUCUCCCAGGUCCGUUGGCAGCGGCCUCCCUCUGAGCCACAGAGCCGCCCGGCCCCGCUCAGGCUCAGCUGCAUUCUGCACUGGUCCUACCUCCUCCUCCAGGUGCGCUGCUUCCGAGUCCACUGCUGGGGAGGGACGAGAAGUGACUCUCCCAGCAGGGAGCCUCCAGGGCCAGAGAAGCCCAUGUUCCUGGGCCUGGCUUUUGCCAACCAGUACCGGGUGGUGGACUUGGUGGUGGAGGCUGCUGGGCCUGGCCGGGAUGGCCGUGUGGAGUUCCUGGUGGAGCCUGUCCCCAGGGAGGGCUUCCUGGUGCCUCAGGCAGAGUGGGGCAGGGCGGCCCUGCUCUAUUCUGCCCCAGCGUGAGCCAGCCCAAGCAGAACUCCUCACUCAAGAUGCCAGUGUUUUUCGAUGACUGCCAAGGGCUGCACUGGGGUCCCACUGAGUAAGGGCAGGUCCUGGGAGGGCCGCUCCCCAGACUUCGGCUGUGGCUUUUCAGUGUGGGCAUCGGUUACAGGAAGCAGCUUGCUGACUGAUGGUCUUCAGUUCAUAGCCAGGCCUGCUGUUUGUGGGACCCCUCUCCACAGUGUGUGGUUCCCAGGGUAAAAGGAAAGGAUUUGGGAGGUUUUGCCUAGAAAGUUCCAUAAAGGGUAUUUCCUAACAGACUGAAAGGCUUUUAUGCUGAGAACAGUGAACUUUUGUUCCUGAAGAUCCAACAGAAAUUGUGGUAGGGGGGAUCUGGAGCAGAGCAAGGGGCUUGGCUGAGGUCUUCUGAGGUGGCCCUCAGGAUGGGGCAGGAAUGAGGGGUGCCUGCAGGGUCCUGGGGGAUGGAGCUCAGGGCUGGCUGGCUCUGCGUCACACCCCCAGCUGGGGAAGGUUGGCUACCACUGACCAGACCACUGCUGCAGCCGGCAGGCCUUGGCUGUGUGGCGUCUCUUCCGGGCGACGGUCUCAGGGAGCCUGUGCUUAGGCAGUGUGGCUGGGGCACCUGCCAGGCCCGAGCGCUCUGCUCUCCGCCUUCCCCUGCCUGGCAGCUGUGGCCCGUUGACACCAUCUCUGGGCCCCGUGGUGCAGCAGUGUCCACACUGUACUUCCCAUGCCUGCCUGGAGUCUGCUGCGAUUGUGGAUGGGGUCAGAGGUUCUCAGGGGUGUCACCCCCAGGCUGCAUAGGGCCACUGGUGGGGUUCACCUUCCCCGCCCCUGUCCUCCUCCUAUGUUCCCAGAUUUGGCGCUGGGGACUGGGACGCUAAGCCCAGCUGGGGGUCUUACCUGGGGUGGGGGUCUGAGGACUUUUCCCUGUAGUAAGGGGGGAGGCUGCCAGGUGGCAGGGUAGGGACUGGCUGACUGGGUGCUCCACAGCAGACUAAGCCUGGCGGGCAGGGCCUCUCCUGCAGCGGCUAAGCUCCGCCCCUGCCCCUCCCUGUGUUCCCUGGUCCUCUGUGCCUCUCUGGAGGGGAGCAGUUCAGUGCUCCUUCUUGACUAGGAAGGUUCUUCCACGUCUCCCAAGGGCCAACCAGCUGUCACAUGGACAAGUGAGCGCCCAGGACUCAGGGCAGAGCCAUGUCUCUGCUGACCGAUCCAAAACUGAGGUCAACAGCACUGGCCCUCCUGUGUUCUGGACUGCUUGGGUGGACCGUUCUGGGGACAGGGCGCCAGGCUGCCGCUGCCCCAGCCGCCCCGUGCUCUGCUCUCCACUUUCUCUGCUUUGGAUCUGCAGUUUCUCCGGGGCCCUGAAGCAAUUCAGUUCCCCCAUUUUGCCCCCAGGGGACCUGGCCUCAGCCCCUGUGCCCAGAGGAGGAGUCAGUGGGUGCAGGGCAGGCUGACUGCCUGAAGCCCAGCAGCAUUAGUGCCCUGCGUCCCUCGUUUCCUGAGGUCUGGCUUUUUUUAAAGUGCUGGUUCCUCCAAAUAUUUUAUGUGGAGAAGAAGGGAAAAUUUAUAGUGGCAAUUAUUUUCUCACAGUCUGGUGAGCAAGCAAUUAGAAGUGAGGGGGUUAGCAGAGCAUGGCACGUGGCAGAACCACGCAACCCCACUCCCCAGGAGUACUGUCCCGGUCCCGACAAGAUGGACCUCUAUGCAGGAAAAUUAAUCUGCCGGCAUUUAAGCCCAGGCCCCUCUGGUGGGUGUAAUCACUCUGAAAUAAAUUAU